AUGCCUUUGCACUGCGUAGCCAGCUUCCAGGUCAAGAACAACGGUGAAACCACCGUUAUCAUCAAUCUGGUCAAUCCCCCACUUGUGGUGACGGUCCGCCCUGGCGAGGCUUCCCCACCAUUCAGUUCCCGUGGAACGUACAUAAUCCAUGCGGAACAUGAGACUUUGCCACUCCCCCCGCCUCAGAUCGAUAUCACAUUCACUCCAGGAGAUCUAUUCGUAGCCAAGUCGAUCAACGGACCUUCUUUGAAGGUCGAAAUUGUUGCAAAGCUCGAUUUCCCCAAUGGUGAUCUUCUUUCGUCAUUGAGCCCAGUUGAGAACGCUCAUCAUCUCUAG
Laccaria bicolor S238N-H82 is the source of this 336-nucleotide messenger RNA. RefSeq lists its product as uncharacterized. NCBI's taxonomy places the organism in Eukaryota, Fungi, Basidiomycota, Agaricomycetes, Agaricales, Hydnangiaceae. The record is from RefSeq and is a predicted model, not a curated record. Bases 1 to 336 code for a protein of 111 amino acids. The transcript is spliced from 2 exons.